UUGAUGCCGGGAAUCAACUUCGUAACUUGGUGCAAGAUGAUGAAAUCGAACUUGAAACACCUUUUCGCCAGGCAGAAGGAAAGACUUUGCCUGUUGUACAUGACUACCGUCAUAUUCCGUAUUCAACCCUUGUCAUUAGGAAUUCACCGGAUAAAUCCGACGUGCAGUUGCAGAAUGCAUCGCCCUGAUUUGCAACAUGGAGUUCGCGUAACACCAUUCUCUCUUUCAAAGACAUCGACCAAUCAAUUGUGUACACACCUGGCGGCAUUGCUUUCGAAAGUCAAAAUACAGGUAACAAGCAGCCUUGAAAUGUCACCAAUUACGUAUUUGCGGGCUCUGUUUCCCUCUAGGAUGACUCGUAGUAACCGGUGGGUCUGA
This is a messenger RNA of Periconia digitata, 378 nucleotides long. The record is from the annotation of a GenBank genome assembly. NCBI's taxonomy places the organism in Eukaryota, Fungi, Ascomycota, Dothideomycetes, Pleosporales, Periconiaceae.